CAUGAACACACUUGGGAUUGCUCAUGCGAAAUGGCACACGGCGGAUUCGGCGGCGGGACGACACUUGUUGAGAGCCUCAUGCAUAACGACAUGCUUGUGAGCAAGGACGGCGAAAUCCUCGGCAUGAACGCGGCGGGGGGCAAGCGUUUGGCGCUUCGCUUCGACACGACGGGUAACUCGGACUUUAUCGACUUGUCGCGACACGAUGUUCUCACAAUGAUUCAAUCUUGUGUCAAGAGCAUGGCUAUCCCGGACAACACGAUUCGUCGCAGUCGGAUGGAUUCAGGGCGACCCUACAAUCGCUCGCGCACGCGUCUUGGUCGAGACGGCCCCAUCGACAUUCCCGUAGGUUUGCGGCCAUGCGGACUUCUGUCAUGCAUUUCGCAGGCUGUGCACAUGCGCGACAUCCGCAAAAUGGACAACAUCUUUUCCACGUCCAACGAGCCGUCCAUCACGGUCCGUCAGCAAGCGAUCCUCGUCAACUGCGACCCCGUCCGCGCCGUGAUUACGCGCGAGACGUGCCUUGUCUUCCUUCCAGACGGCGCAGACAGUUUGGUGUAUCAUUUAAGGACCAACAUGCAGCAGCACAUUGCGGACGCGAUCGCGUUUGAAUUUGCCGCGGUGGAGGCGAUUCUGGCGACGAUCUGCCGGUUGUUUUCCACCGAAUGCGACCGCAUUGUGCCCAAAGGCCGGGCCGCGCUGGACAAAGUGACCAAGGACGACUCGAUGAUGAGCGAGUUGGAGAACCUUCGGUCAAUCAAGAACGAAAUGAGCUCGUUGGAAUCUCGCGUCGGCGGCAUGCGGCGAUUGCUCAUGGCAUUUCUCGAAAACGAAGAGGAUCUGCACAUGAUGUACUUGACCAAGCUCUACAACGAGCCCGAGUUGGUCCACAACCUGUUUAGCUUUGACACGGAAGAUGCUGAAUCGUUCCUGGAAGUGUAUCUGCAGGAAAUUUACGGCACACAAACGCGGGUGGCGCUCAUGGCCAACAACAUCCUCAACACGGAGAGCAUCGUGAUGCUCAAGCUCGAUUCGAAGCGAAACUUUUUGCUGAGCGUGGAUUUGAGCCUGACGUUGCUCGGAACGCUUGUCGCACUGCCAACGUUUAUCGUGGGUGGCUUCGGCAUGAACUUGAACUCGACGAUCCAAGACACCGACUACAUCUUUUGGAUCGUGUUUGGUGUGUGCGUCGCCAUCAUGGUGCUUGGGUACGUAUACACGCAGCAGUACUUGAAGAGGCAAGGCAUCAACAUGUCGUGGAAGUAUUGAAUGCACGUAGACUCCUGUCGUCGCUUUUUC
Aphanomyces invadans is the source of this 1299-nucleotide messenger RNA. RefSeq lists its product as hypothetical. Gene Ontology annotation, cellular component: membrane. The transcript has 7 exons. Gene Ontology annotation, molecular function: magnesium ion transmembrane transporter activity. The record is from RefSeq and is a predicted model, not a curated record. Bases 31 to 1269 code for a protein of 412 amino acids. NCBI's taxonomy places the organism in Eukaryota, Oomycota, Saprolegniomycetes, Saprolegniales, Verrucalvaceae. Gene Ontology annotation, biological process: magnesium ion transport; transmembrane transport.